This is a messenger RNA of Moneuplotes crassus, 1021 nucleotides long. NCBI's taxonomy places the organism in Eukaryota, Ciliophora, Spirotrichea, Euplotida, Euplotidae. The record is from the annotation of a GenBank genome assembly.
UGUAAAAGAUCGGCUAUAUUAAUGAUAUCAAAUGUUAACAUCAAUGUUGGGUUGGCUAACGGUGCUAAAAAGGCUAACGAGAGUGAGAAUUCCUCUGGCGCUUUGAAAAUCUCAGAGAAAAAUGUGUCCCUCCAAGACUGUUAUAUCAUGAAGAAGACACGCCUUAUCAGAGUUAAAACUCCUGAGGAAGUAAAGUUUCUGGAAUCUCAGUUUGCCAAAGACCCUGAAUGGACCAGAAAAACAGUUCAAUACUGUAAGGAGGUCCUGAACCUUGGGACCACCCAGAUUUACAAAUGGGGCUUUGACAAGAAGCUCAGCUUGGAGAGGCGAAUGAAAAAAUUGCUGAAGAAAAAUAAUAAGAAUAAACCUAGGAGAAGAAAAGGAGUGAAGAGAUCUCGGAAAUCUUGUAACUCCAAAAAUCCUCUCAGAACUAAACAGAGGAAGAUUGAGGAGGCAGACGGCCUCGAGGACCCUUGCCUUCCAAAAUUGGCAGUCAGCCGGAUUGAUUAUAAUCUGGAAGUUGCUAGGCUAAUUUCUGAUAUAACAAUCUAUGAGAAUUCUGAUAAAAUUUGAAGGCCCGGUAUAUCAGAUAAAAUUGUCAAAAAGAAAGAACAGAGUAACUCUUUGGCAACCAAUACCACUAUGGGAUGUGAGAAGACACAGGUGACCACCCAAGCAUCACAUAAGGCAAGCUCUAAUGGUGGGGCAUCUAAUCUACCAGACUCAUGGCUUGAUAAGAUCUGGGAUGAAUCGUUUGAUGCAGAUCAGUAUCUAAGCUCAACUUCAGAUAUAUUUCAAGAGACACCAUUCCUGAUGGAAUCUGAUUUCGUAAAAAAAUCACCUCAGCUUAUGAAAACGGCUUCUAUUCCCAAGGCCUUAAUCGAUGAGAACGAUUGAUGCUUCAAAGAUAUGUUUAGGUUGUCCUAAAUUAUAUCAGUUAGAGGUCUCGGAUGCAUGUCUAGACCAUAAAUUCUGUGUUAACUAACUAAUUAAUCUAAAUUGUAAUUAAUUCAAAUCAUUU